This is a messenger RNA of Cyclopterus lumpus (lumpfish), 1527 nucleotides long. RefSeq lists its product as uncharacterized. The coding region runs from base 15 to 1067 and encodes 350 amino acids. The transcript has 5 exons. Lineage: Eukaryota; Metazoa; Chordata; Actinopteri; Perciformes; Cyclopteridae. Gene Ontology annotation, biological process: response to bacterium. The record is from RefSeq and is a predicted model, not a curated record.
UUUGUCACAGCAAAAUGAACACGAUGACAUCUCCAGCAUUGGCUCUCUAUCUCACAUGUCUGUUGUGGGGGGAAAUGGCUCAGACGACAGCUUUCUCUUCAUCCAUUCAAGAGAGUCAUUUUGUGUCGGGGAAAACGGGGGAGGAAUUGACGUUGCAGUGUUUCUUUGAAGGCAUUGUUGCUGCAAGGCUUUACUGGUAUAAGCAAAAGCUGGGAGAAAAACCAAAGCUCAUCUCUAGCUUCUACAUGUAUGAUCAAAAGACAUAUUUUUACGGUGAAUUCAAGAACAUUUCACGCUAUACAUUGAAUACUGAAAAUGGUAACAAUCACCUGACAAUCGCAGACUUGCACAUUUCAGACUCAGCUACCUACUUCUGCAUGAGUUGCUAUCUAUACACAUUGGACAUUUCGGUGAGCACCACUGUCAGUGUAAAGGGUUCAGGUUUGAACGUCCCAGUUCUGGUCCAUCAGUCAGCAUCUGAGACCAUCCAGCCAGGAGGCUCUGUGACUCUGAACUGUACAGUUCACACUGGGACCUGUGAUGGGCAACACAGUGUGUACUGGUUCAAAGACUCUGAAGAGUCUCAUCCAGGACUCAUUUACACCCACGGAGGAAGGAAUGAUCAAUGUGAGAGGAAACCCAUCACACAAACACACACCUGUUUCUACAACCUGCCGAUGAAGAGCCUGACUCUGUCUGAUGCUGGGACCUACUACUGUGCUGUUGCCUCGUGUGGACGCGUGCUGUUUGGAGACGGGACCAAGCUGGACUUUGAGGAUGAGCUGCACUCUGUUCUCUGGGUGACUCUCUUAAGUGGAGCUUUGACGUUCACCACCAUCCUGAGUGUCUUACUGGCUCUCUCAGUGUGCAUGAUGAACAAGGGGAACAGCUGCCAGAGCACAGAGUUUAACGCAAGAUGUCCAGCUCCCUCCACAGCAAAUGCAAUGGGUCACCAACCAAAAGAAAUCCUGUAUCAUGCGGCUUUAAGUGUCCACCUGCAGAACGGAUCAAGAAGACAGAAGGAUCAGACCUGGAGUGAAUGUGUGUACUACAGCGUGAAGCAGUAGAACUGGACGCACUACAUUUGUACUUUUGAGCUAAAAGGGGUUUUCUUUUUUAAAGUGUAAUGGAGAUGUAUAUCUCAGUUGGAAAUAAGCAGAUUGUAUAUCUUCUUUUGCAGCCAAUAUUAAAUGUUUAUAUGCUUCGCUCGUGUGCAUAUUUAGGAUAAUCAUUUGUUGUCUGUGUGGUCAGGUUAUCUUUAAACCAUGUAUCUAGAUUAUUUUAACAAAUAAAUGUGUUUUUACGACUUAAUCAGUAUAUUUAGAAGCUCAAGUUUACCGACUAUGGUAGUCACUCAAACACUUCUAACUUUAAGAUCAGCUUGUACCUUUUGUGUUUAUCCUUGUUGUUUCCUACCAACUCACAUGUGGGUUUUGGUUUGUGAAAUUUUGUGUGGAACAUUAAAGAAUGUUAACAUGUUCGAGUAACAACCCAAAUACAAGAAUGAGUCUGAAAAUGAGCAUCAUA